AUGGAUGCUCCGAGGAGAGUUACCAUCAAGGAAGCGGGUGCACCAGAUUAUGUCCUUCAACCCCUUCAUGUAACUCACCCCAACUUGAAUGCUAACUUUGAAUUAAAGACCGCUUUGAUCAACCUCCUACCUAAGUUUCAUGGGCUUCCCGCACAAGACCCUAUUCGACAUCUCAAGGACUUCCAUCGCAUAUGCUCAACUACUAGACGGGAAGGGUCCGAUGAGGUUGCUAUAUGGUUGUUUGCUUUCCCUUUCUCUCUUGAAGACAAGGCUAAAGAAUGGUUAUACACUCUAUCUAGUGAAGUUACCUCCGAUUGGGACCUACUUAGAAGAGGAUUCUUGGAUAAAUUUUUGCCCCCGGAGAAGAUGGAUAGGCUAAGGAAGGAAAUGUCUUGUAUUGUACAAGGUGAGACGGAACCACUCUACGAGUAUUGGGAACGGUUUCGCAAGCUACUAGACGCAUGCCCCAAUCACAUGCUUGAUACUCAAGUAUUGCUUGGAUACAUAUGUCAAGGGAUGCGAGAGCAAGAUAGACCUCUCUUGGACACCUCUAGCAAUGGUUCUUUGUCCAAAUAUAAAACAACGGAGGAGGCAUGGCAACUUAUCAUUGACUUAGCCGAAUCCAAUCAACAUAUGAGACGAAGAGUCAACCGUCCAAGAACCGUGAAUGAGGUAUCAACUAGCAGCGAAACCACCGCUUUAACUCAAUCCUUGAGUGAAAUGACAUCCAUCUUGAGGCAACUCCAAUUGAACCAACAACAACCACAACAACCUCAAUCAUACCAACAACAACCCCCACCCCCUCAACAACACAACCAACAAUUGGUUCCUCAAAAAGUAUGUGGCAUUUGCUCUUGCUAUUCUCACUACACGGACGAGUGCCCAAGCCUUCAAGAAGACAACACUUUGGCGGCUACCCAUAAUUUCUAUGACCGCCCAAAUCAAGGAUACUACCAAGGCGGUAAUUCUAACCAAGGGCACCCUUAUCAAAGAGGAAACUACAAUCAAGGGGGAGGGUACCAUAAUCAAAAUUGGAGAGACAAUCACCAAUAA
Molecule: messenger RNA, 1053 nt
Organism: Arachis duranensis
Lineage: Eukaryota; Viridiplantae; Streptophyta; Magnoliopsida; Fabales; Fabaceae
Exons: 1
Coding region: 1-1053 (350 amino acids)
Source: RefSeq, a predicted model, not a curated record